Messenger RNA from Capronia coronata CBS 617.96, 1500 nucleotides. RefSeq lists its product as uncharacterized. Bases 1 to 1500 code for a protein of 499 amino acids. Lineage: Eukaryota; Fungi; Ascomycota; Eurotiomycetes; Chaetothyriales; Herpotrichiellaceae. The transcript is spliced from 2 exons. The record is from RefSeq and is a predicted model, not a curated record. Gene Ontology annotation, molecular function: protein binding.
AUGGCCUCGCACGUUGUCGUGAUUGACUCAGCGGCUCGCAGAACGACUAUUAAGACCACGCCGAACAAGACUCUCAGCGAGGUUCUUGAAGAGGCAUGCGGCAAACUAGGCGUGAACCCUACGCAACACGGCUUGAAACACAACAACAAGCAAGUCGACCUCUCCCGAUCUAUACGUCUUUCAGGCCUGUCCUCCGGCGCGAAACUUGAACUCGUCCAACUGUCCAAGUCUGCGGGAGUCGUCUCAAUAGCCCUCCAACUGCCGGAGUCCGAGUCCGGAGGAACACCCAACGCGCGACUCACCGACAAGUUUCCCAGUUCAACCACCCUAUGGCUAGUACUCAGAAAAUUCGAAGCAGGAGUGGCAGGUGGAAAUGGCGCACCCCGGAAUUUCACCGCCCGAGGCAUACCGUCAACACAGAAUAGCACGUCAGGAGCCGGCAGGUUAUACUAUGAACAGCCUGUGCUGCAGGUGUUGAACAGAGAGCUCUCAUCUUUCACAGACCUCCAGAAGUCCCUGGCGCAGCUUGGGUUGAACAGUGGAACUGCGUUGCUGCGGUUAAGCUUCAGACCUACGGAAACUCCAUUGGAAGAGGCCAUGGCUCAAAUCCAAAGCUACUUCGACUCCGUAGAGGGUCCCGCUGUUGUUAGAACACAGACACAAGAGACAUCGGUGUCGAGCGAACCUCUGCAAUCGUCAGACGAUAAAAUGGAUAGCGCGGAAGACAAUCAACCUCAACAUGCUCCCCUUCCUCAAGAAGACCCUCCCACGACUUCUUCUCCGCAACCGGAAACAGUGUCAUCAACGUCAACAGGCCGCCAAGUUUCGGUGUUCCGCCCUCCAAAUUCGGAUACUCCCUCGGCUGCUCUCAUGUCAUAUAACGAAUCCGAUUACAUGCCGACCGUCGAACACGCGCAAGCUCAUCAGAAACUACUACAGACACAGUCACGAAAUAAAAGAUUGCCCACAGAAGCAGAGUUGGCAGCGCAGGCCAACGAAGAAGCGGCGAAAUGGGCCGCCGUGCAAGAAGUGGAGGUCAAAAUCCGGCUUCCAGACCAAAGCGCGGUGAGUGCCAAGUUCGGUCAAGACGACACGGCUGCCGACUUGUACAAUUUCGUUAGAGAGUGUCUGGAGGAGAAAUGGCGGUCGGAGCAUUUCACUCUCCGAAGUCCGGGAGUUCGAGGCAAGAACGAGGUCAUCCCGGAUGACGCUGGCAAGAAGUUGAUCCGAGAUGUCCAGCUCAAGGGCAGGGUCCUUGUCAUAUUCGGCUGGGACGAUCAGAAAGCUAGCGUUGAGGCACGAAAUACAAAAGCAGUGCUGAAGGAAGCCUUGAGAGCUCAAGCCCAAGAUCUCACCGUCCCUGACAUUCCAAAGGUGGAAGAGGAAAGUGGUGAUCGCGGUGUCAAGAUCGAUCUUGGGAAGAAGGGUUCAACUGCCGAUGAAGGUGGAGAUGGCAAGAAGAAACUACCGAGAUGGUUGAAAGGCUUGACCAAAAAAUAG